Entamoeba dispar SAW760 is the source of this 627-nucleotide messenger RNA. RefSeq lists its product as uncharacterized. The record is from RefSeq and is a predicted model, not a curated record. The transcript is spliced from 2 exons. NCBI's taxonomy places the organism in Eukaryota, Evosea, Mastigamoebida, Endamoebidae. The coding region runs from base 1 to 627 and encodes 208 amino acids.
AUGGAAGAGUUACCUUUUUUUGAUGAAGAUAUACAACCACAAAAAUUAAGACUUUGUGAGAAAUGUGGAUUACAUCCAAACAUUUGUAUAUGCCAAUUAAUUCCUAAAGAAAAACAACAUGAUAACUAUCCAUAUUUAAUUAUACUGCAAGACCCAAGAGAGGCAAAAGUAAAAUUAAAUACAGUAAAAUUAAUCGAUAAAUAUUUUAAACAUGUUGAAAUAUAUAAAAAAAACUUACCAAUUGAACUUAUUGAUAAAAUUCAACAAAAACCAAAUGAAUUUGCUGUUUUGUUUCCUCGUAAAACAGCAAAAAUAAUUGAUAGUGGAAAUGAUAUUUCAUUUACACAACAAUAUAAAUAUAUUAUAAUUAUUGAUGGUACUUGGGAUCAAGCAAAGUCCAUUUAUAAUAGAAAUAAAUUACUUCAUCAAUUAGACACUUUAAUCUUAAGUAAUGGAAAUAAUUAUUCUCAAUACAACGAAAUUCGAAAAGAGAUUAGUGGUGGAAUGUCUACUUUUGAAGCAACUAUAACAACGAUAUCAAUUAUAAUGAAAGAACCAUCUAUGAUAAUUGAUAGAAAUAAUAUAAUGAAGAGAUUUAUAGAAAUGAGAACAAAAUAUUAUGAAUAA